Messenger RNA from Nicrophorus vespilloides, 504 nucleotides. Its product is annotated as cytochrome b5-like. The transcript has 4 exons. The record is from RefSeq and is a predicted model, not a curated record. Bases 94 to 447 code for a protein of 117 amino acids. Lineage: Eukaryota; Metazoa; Arthropoda; Insecta; Coleoptera; Silphidae. Gene Ontology annotation, molecular function: heme binding. Gene Ontology annotation, cellular component: intracellular membrane-bounded organelle; membrane.
CGAACAUCGUGAUGGCUUGGAAGCAGUCUGGCUGUGAUUACCGAGAAAAUUUGUAUACUUAAAUAACCUGAAAUAAUACAACACAAAAUAAGAAUGGAAAUUAACGUUAAAUAUUUCAAGUUCGAAGAGAUCUCCAAAAGAAACGGGAAAAACGGGAAUAAGACUUGGAUUGUUGUUAAAGACAUCGUGUAUGAUGUGACACCAUAUUUACUUGAGCAUCCAGGUGGAUCGGAAUUAAUAACGGAUUGGGGUGGAAAAGAAGCCACAAAACCUUUCGAAGAAGGCGGACAUUCUUCAUAUGCGAAAAGUAUAUUAGUUAAAUACAAAAUAGGCGAAUUACAUCCAAAUGAACGAGGAUUAAAGGAUGAACCUGUUGGGUUGGAAUCAGGAUCUUCAAAUGGACCAUGUUGCUUCAUCAGAUUACUGACAUGCGGCUUCUGCAGAUGAUGCUAACGGAUAAACCAUUUUAAUUAUGUAAAUAAUUUAAUUGUAUAUAUAUUUGUA